AUGAUGGCGCUGGCACUUACAGGCGCUCUUUGGGCAGCUGCCGUUUUUGUUCCGGUACACUGUGUGCAUCUCGUUCGUGUCGAAAAAGGACAUGUGGCAGACUACUCUACGGAAUCUAGUGAAGCUGUCGAAGUGAAGAUAAACAAAGAUGCAAACAACUUCCCAGUGGACGGCGUUACAUCAGAUAACAACGACCUUGAGGACAGGGAAGCGUACGUGCUCAGAAGACUCUUGGAAAAAUUCGUGUAUGCCCUAAACCUCAAGACGAUCAUCACAACAUUGCGACAAACUGUAAGCGGUGAAAUCACGCCAGGACGCGUCAUUGCGAAAAUCAAAGAACUGGUUGGUGAGACGUCGACGGUUGCUGUAGGCCUCAUCCAGGUAAUCAAAAACAUGGGCACGCUGGCCUUCAAGGUGUUUGUCAACCGAAUCAGCGGUGGUGAAUCGUCGUUCUAUUCCGCAGAAGACUUUGUUCGUGACCUGCCCCUUUUCAAAUUUUCGGGAAAAUCAGCGUAACGGCGUAGUGUGAGAAUGGGAUUAUUAAAAUAAAUGUAUACACGAA
Ixodes scapularis (black-legged tick) is the source of this 562-nucleotide messenger RNA. RefSeq lists its product as uncharacterized. The coding region runs from base 1 to 516 and encodes 171 amino acids. The transcript has 4 exons. The record is from RefSeq and is a predicted model, not a curated record. Lineage: Eukaryota; Metazoa; Arthropoda; Arachnida; Ixodida; Ixodidae.